Molecule: messenger RNA, 2340 nt
Organism: Cylicocyclus nassatus
Lineage: Eukaryota; Metazoa; Nematoda; Chromadorea; Rhabditida; Strongylidae
Source: the annotation of a GenBank genome assembly
AGAAUUUGAAUCGCAGCUAUUACAUACAGCAUUCAAGAGCUACGUCACAAUGAUAAAAUCUGCACAGAAGAAGAGGAAAUCGGAUGUUUUCCUCGAAGCGAACUCUACACAACCCCUGAAAAAGGAACGUCCAUGGUACGACGCAGAGGUUCAGUCUGGUGUGAAAGAAGCUCCUGAAAAGAGUAGGCGGAAGAGCAUUGUUGGACUAGGCAAAGGAUUACUUAAGAAGAUGAGGAGCUCUUCAGCACUGAAGGAUCGCAAUAACAAAGACAGCUCAAUAUGUGCUAUGUCGUCUAGCACUAGUACUUUGCCUGUGUUCAAACAUCCUUGUCUUAACAUCAGGCUGGAUCCAAUGCCAGAAGAUCAGAUUUCAUAUAAGAGUGAUUCAAGUGCAUUAUCGUCGGACACCAGUUUACCUCCUUCUUUCCAUCGUAAUAAGGAACUCAUUCGUUUGGUUGGAGAGAUACCUAAGGACGCACAAGGUUGGGGAGAAAAUGUUUCAUUCACAUCAGAAUCGGUCUCAGAGGAUGGUGCUCCAAGUACGGGUAGUGUUGCUUCGCUUUGCACCCCAGCCAGAGAUUUUAGACGUGAAAAGAAGCGCGGAAGUGCUCGCAGUAUGCCUCCUGAAUCCGAGCUUAUUCGUGGACUGUGCAACAGUGCUAUCCGUCGCACGCACUCGUCAGUCUCAGACACCGUUGCAAGCCCUCAGCACUUUGCUCGCGAUAGAUCUAUGAGGUUGAGAGAGAAACUAUUACUAAGUGCAAGCAUGGCCGAACUUCCUGAGGAAGAGGUUGCUCCUGUUGCUACCUCCAACGAAAUCAAUGAUGCUGCUACACCUGUGCAUGCUUCAGAAACUUCUAGUCGUAGAAGCAGUUUUGUAUGGUCUACACUUCGUUCCAAGUCGAGAAUAUUUGGUUCGAAAAAACGUGAUAGUAUAUCGACCCCUCUUUCUGUCAGCACGAUGGAACCAGCAGCCGAUGAAGAAAAAGUUACGCCAUCAGGUAGACCACUGCGAAGAUGUUCGGCCAGUUCGUCAAGUGUACACAAACGAGUUUCGUCUGCUCUGAAGAAAGGAUUUGGAAUACGUGGCUCAAACAGCAAUUUGGCUUCUGAUCUCCCUACAAGAACGCCAGCUGGGAUUCUCAAGCGCUCAUCAACUACAUCGAAGGACCGCUGUCGAAAAUCAUCCAACUUUACGCGGCGUUGCAGCGAUGUGUCCAGUGUUCUCGAGCGUCAGGUACGAAUUGAUCAAAAAAGAAAAGAAGCUGAAGAAGCUGAACUGUAUUUGGAAAAGGUGUUGAUCUCUGAACGACCAGCUUUGGAAGUUCUAUAUGAAGAUGAUUACGACGCUGUAGUCGUUGAUGUCGGUGCGACAGGCCUUCCUAUUUCCGCCACUGCUAAAGCGAUUCUCUUUGGUAAAAAUGCAGCUGAGCUACACAAAAUCUGCAUGUCUAAUCCUUACAAAAAUGGUAUUCUUCCAACUCCGAAAGGAAUGCCAGACAUUAUCUAUAUCGCAAGUGACACGAAUGAUGCGCCCGACAAGCGCGUGAGGAUAGGAAUGGCCACAGGAAUGCGGGAAGCGUUUGAGAAAAAUGGUCAACUCAAAAAAGUGCUAGCAUAUCCUUUCUGCGUGCCCGAAGAUCCCGAACUCGCGGAUUUCGUUAUCUACCAGUUUUUGCUUACAUCCUAUAAAGCGCUUACUUGGACUCCAAAAGUAAAGAAUUUUGAUGGUACGAUCACAUUGGCUGGUGUUACUUUCGAAAACUGCAUCCGAAUGCGAAGACUUCACGAGAAACUGGUAGCCGCUGAAGUGAGGCCCAGGAUACAGGCUUACGCAUCUUUGCCAUGUUCUACAAAUGAGCUCAACGAAGGUGGCAAGUAGAAUGAUCGUGAGGUUCUUGACAUUUUGUAAGGAAGUUUAAUCUAUCAGUCACUUCAUCCGCUCCAGUUGACAAAGUUCUAUUCUUUUCACGUAAUACUUUGUCGCUACUUACAGCCUCCAAGACAAUUAUUUCACAUAAGUUCUUUGUUUACUGUGCACAUGUUGAAAACACUUCUGUACUAAACUUUGUUCUUCCAUGUCUUUGUACUGAGUUGAGAUGUUGAAGCUUUUAGCUGUACUUUCAUUGUUAUCUUAUUCCUGCAUGCUUAAAAGGCUCUUCGCAUCUUGUAAUUCAAGUAGCAUAACAUCUGAUAUCUUGCGCGCACUCUUGAAAAAUCUUAACUUCAAGUUUUGUCGACUUUCUGUGUUAACGUUAUGAUAUACCACUGCUUUAGUUUACAAGAUUGUGCCUAUCUAUUGCAUAAUAUCUCUCUUACUUAACAAAAAUUUGUCCUUUG